AUGCCUCCAAAGCGCAGUGCGCGCAGUGCGAAAGCACCUCCGAAACCGCGGGCCGUAGGGCCGAAGACCAGGGCGGCCAAGGCCAAGGACGAGUCGUCCGCGCUGAUGGAGGCCACGAAGGCGGCCGAGGAGGUGGUGCGCUCUCGUAGCAGCACGCCGGAGAGUGGCCGUCAGGCCGGGGCUCGGAGCAAGGGUUCCUAUGAGCGUGCUCUUGUUGACAAAGAGCCUCUCUUUCUUGGUGACGUUGAAGUCGCCCGGUGUGUGCUACUAGCACCACACAAGCUCACACUGAAGGAGUUCACCACGCUUCGCAAGAAGCCGGAGGACAAGGGUGGACUCCAUCCUGUGUGGGGUUUCCACUGGGUCAAGCCGAAUGACAACAUGACCUGGAGCGAGGUGGAAGACCUCUUCUGGCGCUACGUCCAGCGCAAAGGGUAUUCCGACCAAGAGUUCAAAGAACUCCGUGAGGAUCGCACUCUGUCCGCAAUCCUGGACGUGCGCGAGCUCCGCAUCGAGUUCGCUCAACUCGUGAGCAAGCGCAAGCUCCACUCGAAAAUGGACGAGCUGAAGCAAGAGGCGAGAGCCAAAGCUCGUGAAGAGCAUGGGCGUGGUGCGACUACGUCUGCUACCGUGCCCCGGGUACCGGCCAAGAAGCCAAGGACUACUUACGAAGCUGCCGCUGCUUCUCGUCCCAUAUCGCAACAGCCUUCGGGCAGUCUGUCUGGAGCUGCUCAACGGGCUCCCACGCGUUACCCGACUCAGGGUAACCCCUCCACUUCACGAGCAGCUAGCGCUUGCCAUGGAGCCGCAGCUCCCGGACGACUCGUUCCACGUGGUAGUGGAUCUGCCCAUUACGAUCAAGGAGGGCCGGCGGUGGCCUCGCACGGCCAUGGCUACGAGCCUGAGGCGACGCAGCCGUAUGCUGGGGCCCCGAGUCAGGUGGUGGCCCUGCAGCAAGAGGAGAUUCGUCUUCUCCGGGACCGUGUGUACGUCCUCGAGAUCGCGCUUGGCGUCGGCCUUGGUGGCGAGGCUGCCGCUCGUGCUGGCCAGCCUGGUGCCGUGGAGCGGCUCCGUGAGGAUGUUGCCUCGCUCUAUCAAGAAAUUCGCAGUCUCCAUGGCCGUGUGGAUCGUCGAGCCGACCUGUCGUCUUACGACUCGCUGCGAAACCAGCUCGCUCGCCUUCGGGCCGAGCUUCAUGGCCACGCGCCGUAUCCGGAGCAGCAGCAGCCCCACUCGUAUCAGGCCCAGUUUGGCCAGGGCUCGUACGGGGCCCCUGCGUAUGCUGCUCCGAUGUACGCCGCGCCGUCUUACGACCAG
This is a messenger RNA of Phytophthora sojae, 1317 nucleotides long. RefSeq lists its product as hypothetical. The transcript has 2 exons. Lineage: Eukaryota; Oomycota; Peronosporomycetes; Peronosporales; Peronosporaceae. The annotation marks the transcript as partial. The record is from RefSeq and is a predicted model, not a curated record.